AUGACCACAGGCGAAGAGUGGAGCGAGGAGAACGAAGCCGUCGUUCUUGGGCCGUUCUCCUACAUCGAGUCGCAUCCUGGGAAGGAUCUGCGACGGAUCUUGGUUGACGGGUUCAAUCUAUGGCUGCAGGUUCCCGAAUCAUCGAUCGAGAUCAUUAGCAAUAUAAUCGCAAGGCUGCACUCGGCCUCAUUACUGAUUGACGAUAUUGAAGACUCCGCGACGCUGAGAAGGGGUUUCCCGGUUGCGCAUACGAUAUAUGGGAUACCACAGACCAUCAACUCUGCAAACUACGUCUACUUCAUCGCCCUGCAAGAGCUCUCCAAACUGAAUAACCCAAAGAUUUAUCAAAUAUUCACAGAGGAGAUGCUGAACCUACACCGAGGACAGGGACUGGAUCUAUACUGGCGAGAUUCCCUAAUAUGUCCGACGGAGGAGGAGUAUAUAACCAUGGUGAAAAACAAAACCGGUGGUCUUUUCAGGUUAGCAGUCCGUUUACUGCAAGCCGAGUCCCCUACAGACUAUGAUUUUGUCCAUCUUGCGAACCUCAUAGGUAUCCUGUAUCAAAUUCGCGAUGACUACAUGAAUUUACAAUCAGAUCAGUACUCAGUCAACAAGGGAUUUUGCGAGGAUCUAACAGAGGGAAAAUAUUCGUUCCCAAUAAUUCACAGUAUCACCAACGACGACUCCGGCAACCAGAUUCACAAUAUCCUCAAGCAACACUCCGCAGACAUAAACCUGAAACAGUACGCCGUCAAGCACAUGCGCGACGUCACAAAGAGCUUCGAAUACACCGCCCGCGCCAUAAACCGGUACCAGGCCAAGAUCACGGACGAACUAAACCGGCUGCAGAUGGGGCCGAAUCCGAUUAUCGAGCAGGUUCUCGCGGGGCUGUCCAUAUGA
Myxozyma melibiosi is the source of this 900-nucleotide messenger RNA. Its product is annotated as geranylgeranyl pyrophosphate synthase. The coding region runs from base 1 to 900 and encodes 299 amino acids. NCBI's taxonomy places the organism in Eukaryota, Fungi, Ascomycota, Lipomycetes, Lipomycetales, Lipomycetaceae. The transcript has 8 exons. Gene Ontology annotation, molecular function: prenyltransferase activity. Gene Ontology annotation, biological process: isoprenoid biosynthetic process. The record is from RefSeq and is a predicted model, not a curated record.